AUGGAAGCAAGCCACCGGCGAUCUAAAGUGAGAAAGAUGGAGGUGGCCAGCAGUAGGAAAAGGCAAAAACGGCAACUGAGGCGGCAGUGCUUGGUGGAAGGCAGAAACCCUGGGUCGUAUUUGGAUCAGAGUCAACCAUGGGUUUGUUUUGCUGAUGUGUCCAUUAUUGGACACAUCAGCAUGCCAUCUCAGCGCUAUAUAGAAAUGCUUGUAAUUUUAAGUUGGACUGUUAUCCUUGCAACAGGCGGAAACAACAAUGUGCAAGUUUUGAGCACUGAAUGGUUGGGAAGUCAGAGAGCGUCUCUGAUGGACAGACAAUCGUCUUAUGAUUCCAACUCCCCUUCUUCUAUGGUUGCUACAUCUGAGAAAGUACUGGUUCCUGGUGGCAUGAGCAAUGGCUCUUCAUCUACAACUGGUCAAUUGGAAGUUGCUGAAACAGUUUUAGGAGAUUCCCAGCCGAAAGCAAUUCUAGAUUCCAGUCACUCUAAUAUUGCAAUGGCGGAACUAUUAGAUGUCGCAAGUCCAAACCAUGCAACUGGUGAUACAAAUCCAGCAGAAGGAUACCAACCAAAUCACUCUCUAGUGGCUGGUGGAGUCCCUCUGGCCUCAGAACUACCUAUAGUCCAUCCAUCUUAUAGGUUGGACGGGAAGAAUUAUCUCCAAUGGGCCCAAUUAGUGAAGACUCUACUGAAAGGCCGUGGGAAGGGUAACCAUUUGACUGGAAACCCUCCCAUGGAAACAGAUUCAACGUACAUAGCUUGGGACAUAGAUGAUUCUCGCAUUAUGUCUUGGCUAUGGGGAACUAUGCAACCAGAGAUUAGUAGGAACUUUAUGUUCCUAAGUACAGCCAAAGCCGUAUGGGAGAUAGCGCAACAAACCUACUCCAAACUCCAGGAUGCUUCCGUGAUUUUUGAAGUCAAGAUAAAGAUCACAGCUACCAAACAAAGCCAACUCACAGUCAUGGAUUACUACAACUUGAUGAGAGGAUUGUGGCUGGAACUUGACCAAUAUCAACCCAUCAAAAUGGUAUGCCGAGAGGAUGCUGCAACACUCAAUCGGAUAAUUAAACGAGAUUGGAUUGUUGAGUUCCUAGCUAGACUCAAUCCUGACUUCGACCAAGUAAGGGUGAAAAUUCUCGGUAAGGAGAAACUACCAAAUCUUAAUGAGGUUUUUGCAAUUGUAAGGAGUGAGGAAAAUCGAAGAUAUGCUAUGCUAACUGAACAUAUCACCGAGGGAUCUGCCCUUGUGAUCAGCAAGCAAGAAGCUUUUGCAAAAAGCCCCACCACACUAGGGACAUGCUUUAAAUUGCAUGGGAAGGAGUUAGUCUUGAGCAAGAUUGGAGGCUUCAAGAACAUGAAAUCCCCAAGUAUUCAUGUAAAUAAGGAACAAGGAGAGGAAGCUGAUAAAGGGGAAGCAGAAGCUGAUUUUGCUCAACUGAAUGCCGAGGAGCUAGAAACCUUUGCACCUGUGGCAAGAAUGACUACGGUAAGAAUUUUAAUAGCAUUGGCAGCUAAAUUUGGAUGGAAUUUGCAACAAUUCGAUGUCAAAAAUGCCUUCUUACAUGGAGAUUUAGAGGAAGAAGUUUUUAUGGAAAUCCCUCCUAGCUUUACACAUGAAGGAGAUGGGAAGACUCAGGAAUCACUUCAGAAAAUUCUGAGCAGGGAAGUGAAGAAAGGUCAACCUGUUACUGAUAUUUUUGAGAUUAAUCGAUUACGAAGACAAUUACUCUUCCAGUCUUAUAUGUGGGACCACCGCCUGAUCUAUGCUGUCAGUUUAAAUAGCAGGACCCUCCAGGAUGAGAUAUGUAACUCCAAUUCAGAGAUUUUGGAGAAGCCACUUAAUGAUACUGAGCUGCUCGUAGAUACAAAUGUUCCUGUUAAGCCAGGAAAUGAACCAUGUUGUUCUGACUCUGUUCUUGCGGAUAUAAGGCUUAAGGCAGGUCAUGAUCAUGGAGAAGUUGGUAGUCAUCCUAAACAGGCAGAUGUAAUUCAUCAAGGAAAUGCUCUCAAAAUGGAUUCAAACCAUGAAAAAGAAAAUCCAAGUGAUCUUUCUGUUUGUAUGAACAGCUGUGUUGAAUCUGAGCCUCCAGAAUCCAAAUUGGUUGUUCAUAGGACUCUAUCUGAUGGGCAGUUCCCAAUUGUGCCAAGUCUAACAGACACCCUUGAUGUUGCAUGGACUGGUGAAAAUCAUCCAGCAAUUAGAAUAACAAAGGCUUAUAGUCCACUUCCUGAAUUAAAUGGAGGUGACUCUUUAACUGUAGCAUCAGUUGUUGAAAAGUUGGAGUUUGAAGACCAUGGAGGUAACCAGAGUGGGCCCACAGUAUCCAAUUCACUCCUUGUAUUGUCCAUUAAAGGCUCUGAUAAUAUGGAGGAUUUUGUAAGCUGGCUAGGAAUGCCCUUCAUAAAUUUCUAUAAGUCUUUGAACAAGAACCUUUUAGGGACCAGUCAGAAGCUUGAUAUGCUUGGAGAGUAUAAUCCUGUUUAUGUUUCAUCAUUUCGAGAUUUUGAAUUUCAAUGCGGUGCUAGGUUGCUUUUGCCUGUGGGUGCUAAUGACACUGUUGUUCCAGUGUAUGAUGAUGAACCAACAAGCAUUAUAUCUUAUGCACUGGUAUCACCAGAUUAUCUUGUUCAGUUGUCUGAUGAAUAUGAAAGGCCAAAAGAUAAUGGGGAAACUACUGCUUCAUUCCAGUCUCAUGAUUCGGGGAAUAUUCAAUCACUUAAUGCCUUUGAUGAAAUGGCCUUGGAAUCUUAUAGAAGUAUUGGAUCUACUGAUGAUAGCAUCCUAACCAUGUCUGGACAUCGCAGCUCAUUGUCUUUGGACCCACUCUCAUGCACAAAGACUUUGCAUGCAAGAAUUUCUUUUAUUGAUGAUGGUCCUUUAGGUAAGGUGAAAUAUAAUGUGACUUGUUACUUUGCAAAGCGGUUUGAAGCCUUAAGGAGGAUAUGCUGCCCUUUUGAGAUGGAUUUCGUUAGGUCUCUCAGUCGUUGCAAGAAAUGGGGUGCUCAGGGUGGCAAAAGCAAUGUCUUUUUUGCAAAAACCUUGGAUGAUCGCUUUAUUAUCAAACAGGUUACAAAGACAGAGCUGGAAUCCUUCAUAAAAUUUGCUCCAGGAUACUUCAAGUAUCUAUCUGAAUCAAUUGUCACAGGGAGCCCAACUUGCCUGGCAAAGAUUCUUGGGAUAUAUCAGGUUUCAUCAAAGCAUCUGAAAGGUGGAAAGGAAACAAAAAUGGAUGUUCUGGUAAUGGAGAAUCUUCUAUUUCAAAGGAAUCUAACACGGCUUUAUGAUCUCAAUGGAUCUUCCCGAUCACGAUAUAAUCCAGAUUCCAGUGGAAGUAAUAAGGUUCUGCUAGAUCAGAAUUUGAUUGAAGCAAUGCCAACUUCUCCAAUAUUUGUUGGAAACAAGGCAAAGCGGUUGUUGGAAAGAGCUGUUUGGAAUGAUACUUCUUUUCUUGCUUCAGUUGACGUCAUGGAUUAUUCCUUGCUGGUUGGGGUGGAUGAAGAGAAACAUGAGUUGGUUAUUGGGAUCAUUGAUUUUAUGAGACAGUACACUUGGGACAAGCACCUUGAGAGUUGGAUGAAGGCUUCUGGCUUCCUUGGUGGGCCGAGGAAUUCGUCUCCUACAAUCAUUUCCCCUAAGCAGUACAAGAAAAGGUUCAAGAAGGCCAUGACAACAUAUUUUCUGAUGGUCCCGGAUCAGUGGCCUCCUGCUACCAUCAUACCGAGCAAGUCCCAGACUGACCUUUGUGACGAGUACUCCCAAGGUGGCGGGACACAAGUCGAGUAAAUCCAUAAAUUAGUGAUCAUCAGUGGUCUCCCGAGGAACUCUCACUCCAAGCAAGUCCCAGUACUAAUCUUUGUGAAAAGAAGUCUCUCUCAAGAUGGUUAUGGGACACAAUACAAGUCGAGUAAAGCUGUAAAUCAGUGUGCCUUUGUACAUUUGCAAGUAUUGUAGUUCCCUCUUGUCGUCGUCUUGUUAAAAUGAGAAGUGCAGGACAAAGGUUAUGGCAGCCAUUAAACCUUCUCUGGGGGGACUAAUAUUGGAUGGCCUCCCAGUGAAACUUUUGUACAUCAUCACCCUUGUAUUUACCAUUCAAUAUGUAUAUGAAUAUCAAUGUUAUUGAUUC
This is a messenger RNA of Diospyros lotus (date-plum), 4123 nucleotides long. RefSeq names its product 1-phosphatidylinositol-3-phosphate 5-kinase FAB1B-like. Gene Ontology annotation, molecular function: 1-phosphatidylinositol-3-phosphate 5-kinase activity. Gene Ontology annotation, biological process: phosphatidylinositol phosphate biosynthetic process. Gene Ontology annotation, cellular component: endosome membrane. The record is from RefSeq and is a predicted model, not a curated record. Lineage: Eukaryota; Viridiplantae; Streptophyta; Magnoliopsida; Ericales; Ebenaceae.